AUCAUUACAUUGUUAUAAACUUUAUAAGUAGAAUGUGUUCGUAAUAUUAUUAUUUAUUGAAUCGAAAAAAAAUAUCAAAAAUUGUUUGAUAUGAAAUCGUUAUUGUAUGUUUAAAUAUUAUUCAAUAUAAUAUAUUAUUGAAUAAUUGAUAUUAUCGCAGUCGUAAGAUAUGGCCGGUCCUGGACCACCCGUGCACAUGUAUCGCCCCAGCCACAUUAUAUUAUAUCGACCACCAGCUGGGUCGUGCAGCGACGCAACCAACUACGCUCGACGCACCCUUCCCAAAUACUAUACCAUUAAUCAUUAUAUCGUAUCUAUACUUACAUUUGUAUACUUAUAUUAUAUAACCAGAAAACAUAUUCAGUAACAACAACAAUUAUCAUAUAACACAUAGUUGCUUGAUGUAAUUAAAAGUUAUCUGCAGGACCAUUGCGGACUCGAAGUAUAAACGCUAUUUCAGUAUCGUGCUUAACAUUGUCACUAUUCGCUAAGGAUUGCAUAAUGCAAGGGUACAAUAUAUCGAUAUUAUAUAAUAUGAUAUAUAAAUUAAGUAAUAAACGGAGAAAAAAAUAUAUUUAUCGUUACAAAAUUAAGGGAGUUGCUAUAAAACAAAAUUCUUGUAUUACGUAUAUAAUUAUUAUAAUAACCAAAUUGUUAUACACCGGUAUGAAUUGUAUAUAAUGUCGAUUCUAAAUCCUUUUCACUCCUUACAUCAAAGGCCACCACCACCGUAAACGAUCACCCUGUAUAAUAUAAUCCUACCAUUCAUACCCCUACCUUAAAUGUCUACCACCAGCCAUAAUUUGUAUUAUUUUAUAAUUUUUACUAUUCUUUUGUGCAUUUAAUAUUAUGGCAUAUUAUUUGUAAUACGUUCUUAUUUGUCAACUAAUGAGUUUACUUAAUUUUGGUUAUUUAUAUUUCUUUAAAAAUUCCCCAGUGUUCAUAAUUUUUUUUUUUUAAAACUGCUUCUAUAUUUUACAUUAUGCACAACACACGUAAAACGUCCUUUUAGAUGUAAAAUUGUAUGCAUACUGAUUUAAAGAAAUAUUAUUCGCUUUAAAAAUGUUCACAUCCACUUCAAUAUUGAACACCACACUGUAUACGUGUCACGUGUAGUUUUCUGAUCAAAGCGAUAUGUAUAGAUGUGAGAAUAGCUUACACGUGUUACGUAUGACCAUCUUUUGUAAUUGUCUACGUAUACGACCAUUCAAUUUAAACAUCCCCUACACAGUACAAGAAUCACAUAUAAUUUUAUUCAUCGAAAGAAGGACCUUUUUAUUGCGUUACUUGGUAGAGACCCCAGAUACACAGCAAGGACAAGUCAGUCUAUCGAUAUGCUAACUGUCAUUAAGACGUAGGUACUUAAUGGAAAAUAAAUACAUAUUUCGAUAACCAUUCUCGUGUGAAUCCGAUAAAAUUUAGUAUUUUAUUUUUAUCUCGCCAUUUUAUACCUUGUGUUAUAUAUUUUUAUUUAACAUAAUCUCAAAAUGUUUAAUUGCGAUAAAUGUGCCGCGUCAUUUUCUCGACACGAUAAUUUAAAAAGACAUUUAAGAAUUCACGAUGAUUCUGGCUACAUAUGUAAUUUAUGUAACAUACUAUUUACGCGAAAAGAUAACUUAAAAAGACACACUAAAAUAUUUCAUCCUGAAAAUAAAGACCAUCUGUUUACGAAUAGAGAUGUAAAUGGAUCUGGAAAUGAUACGUUGACUAAUGCGAUGUGGAACAGCACGGAAAAUGACGUUGUAUAUAACAAGGUAUCAUAUGACGCUGUCCGCAUUGUUGUUAGACGGCCGGUACUAAACGAUAAUAUCAAAAUUGGUUCAAAAUACGGCUCUAAGAAGAAAAAUAUUGACAGACUUGAGAAAAAUACAAAGUCAUACAUCACGGAUAAUAAUACAAGAGAGGUGCAAAAAAACGAAGUCGUUCAGAAUACAGUUGACGAAGACUACAAAGAACAAAUAAAAAAGAAUUGGGCAUGGAUUAAAGUGGUGUCAUCUUUGAUUAAUUCAAUUAAAGAUAAAAAUGAGGCACAAGAAAAAAAAAUAUUGUCAGACAUAAUGACUAGAUGGCAUACAACCCAUGACAACCAUGCAGGCAAUUUGGAAAAACAAGGAGAAAGGUUAACAUCCAAGUCAGUUGUCAAAAAAUCAAAUUUAUUUGUUUAUAGUGAACAAUCGUCCUUACUAGAUAAAAACAAAGAAUUAAGUGACUCUAAUUCGAGUUUUGAAGAUUUUCUUACUACUAUAUUUGAGAAAAAAUUGCACAAUACCAAUGAAACUGAAACUGAUCGAAAUUCAUUAAGUAAUACUGAUGAUAGAAUGAAUAACCACAAAGUUGUAAAGAACUCUCUUUCUUUAAGUAAAAAACCAAUAAAUAAGCGUAAGAAGUCCAGUGGGGAGAAAGCACUAGUUGAUUCUAAGAAAAAUCACAAAAUAAAAAAAUCAUCAAUGGAAGAAGAUGAAGACUUAGAAUUUUUUUACUCAAUACUUCCAACAGUACAAUCAUUGACUUCAGACCAGAAAUCCAGUUUUAGAAUUCAAACAAUGCAAUUACUUUACAACAUUAUUCACAAUAUAAGUUCAAUCAAUCGAUCAACUGAGAACUCCACGAACACACUAUCGCCAUUGUACACCACACCUGACAAUUCAUUUCAACCACUUACUUGUACUUCUGAAAUUGAUAUUGUUUGGUCAUCACCUGAUACACCAAGUGUUGCGUCAUAUUACUCUAAAUUUUCUCCCGAUGAAUUUUAAAAUGACAAUAAUGUAUACUUGCAAGAAGAUUAUAAUUCUCGAAGUUAGUAAAAAAAUUAUCUACAUUUUACAUAAUAUUAUAUACAUUAAUAAUAAUAUUAACUUAUAUUUUGAAUUUUGAAUUAAUAUGAAAUCCACAAUUCAAUAAAUAACUUGAUGUACCUAUUAAUAUUGUAUACUUACCGAAUUAUUUUAAUUUUUAAUAGUCUAUGAAAACCACAUCAAAAAUCUUAAAUUGUAUUUUACAAACAUUGAUCAGCGCCCCUCCCCGAAGAAAAGUCCUAGCUACACCACUGAUGUUAUUACAAGCAUUUCCUAAAGUUCUAAACUCGUCUAUUGUAUUAUUUUUGUUAUUAUUUAAGAUAUAAAUACACUAGAAAACUAAAAAAAUAAAUAUGUAAAUUGUAUUUAUUUGUAAAUUUAUA
This is a messenger RNA of Rhopalosiphum padi (bird cherry-oat aphid), 3178 nucleotides long. RefSeq lists its product as uncharacterized. The record is from RefSeq and is a predicted model, not a curated record. Gene Ontology annotation, biological process: regulation of transcription by RNA polymerase II. Lineage: Eukaryota; Metazoa; Arthropoda; Insecta; Hemiptera; Aphididae. Bases 1488 to 2753 code for a protein of 421 amino acids. Gene Ontology annotation, cellular component: nucleus. Gene Ontology annotation, molecular function: DNA-binding transcription factor activity, RNA polymerase II-specific; RNA polymerase II cis-regulatory region sequence-specific DNA binding. The transcript is spliced from 4 exons.